This is a messenger RNA of Ogataea philodendri, 264 nucleotides long. RefSeq lists its product as uncharacterized. The transcript has a single exon. Bases 1 to 264 code for a protein of 87 amino acids. The record is from RefSeq and is a predicted model, not a curated record. Lineage: Eukaryota; Fungi; Ascomycota; Pichiomycetes; Pichiales; Pichiaceae.
AUGUUUGGAGAAGUUUCACAGAAAGUUGUCAACAGUUCGAGCGCAGCCAAUCUUGCAGCAGAAUCAAGGUUAUUAUUUUGUGCAACUUCCGAACAGAAGCUAAUGAUGGUUGGGAACAUUGGUCUGAACAUCUUAGGAGCCAGAUCCACCAGGUCGAUCAAACUCUCCAAAACUGAAGCCAAAGCGGUGUCUUUACCGUUCUCUAAAAGUCUUGGCAAAGAGUUGAGCAAGUUCGGCAACAGAGAACUCAAACUGGUCCAUUGA